Portunus trituberculatus (swimming crab) is the source of this 2711-nucleotide messenger RNA. RefSeq names its product protein O-linked-mannose beta-1,2-N-acetylglucosaminyltransferase 1-like. Gene Ontology annotation, molecular function: beta-1,3-galactosyl-O-glycosyl-glycoprotein beta-1,3-N-acetylglucosaminyltransferase activity. The record is from RefSeq and is a predicted model, not a curated record. Lineage: Eukaryota; Metazoa; Arthropoda; Malacostraca; Decapoda; Portunidae. Gene Ontology annotation, biological process: protein O-linked glycosylation via N-acetylgalactosamine. The coding region runs from base 412 to 2598 and encodes 728 amino acids. Gene Ontology annotation, cellular component: Golgi membrane. The transcript has 14 exons.
CAUGAGGGAAUCGGAGAGCAGAAAAGAUGCCAACUUGGCUGCGAUGAGUGGGUAGUGAGGGGCGCGUCGUGUGAAGGAGGUACAGGGCCAUGAAAUGCGGCAAGUUGUGUACUACCAGUGUAGCGCAAGUGUGGUGAGGAAACAGCUUGACAGUGAGGUCGAGGGGGCAUUUCCUCCACGCUUGCCCUUUCACCUAGCACCUCUACCCCGGGCCGUAACGGAGCAGCGCCCUCUCAGCUCGGGAGAUUUCAACGAUAUUAAUAUUGCAAAGUAGCGAUCAUUAAGGUACAGUAUACAUUUGUGUAUUUUGAACAAUUUCAGACUGUGGAAAUCCAGAAUUAAGCAAGGAUGGAACCAUUAAUAAGCUUCCCGUCAAAACUAAUAGCGCAAUAUGGAGCAACUGUGAUUUAGAUGAUAGUUGCUGAUACUUCCACGUACCCUACCAGCCCCAUGUGGCACUACACGUCCCUCGCCAAGCCCCGGGCGACGGGUGAGCAACGCCAUCUCACGGUAGCCUUGCCCCCAUGCCCUCACCACUACCACAACCAUCUCAGCCUUACCACCUCUGUCCUCACCAUUGCCCGCCUCACGCCCCUGCUACUAGCCUCCGUCUGGCUGCUGGUGGCUGGGGCGAUGGGAACAGUGGUUGAGGAGAGAUAUGGACAUUGGUUGAAACUGGCGGAAGGAGACGAGAGGAUGCGCGCUCAACCCCCAGAGGUCUUCCUGCGUCGAAGGGAGGCUGCGGCGCAGAGUAUCGCCGUAGAGGUGCUGGUGGACGCCCUCACCGUGCAGAUUCUCGCUGAUGGCCUGCAGGUGUUACGCCAACACAAUGUAUCGACAAAGAUUACCCCAACCAACUACACCACAGGCCACCGCGGCGUUCACGUGGCGGCCCUGCACCCGAGCCACGCCUUCCUCACCCUGUCUGCUUACUUCCGCACGUGGCAGCCUCGCGCUGCUAAGGGCUUAAGGGACACUCUGGCCAGCCUGCAGCCUGGCUCACUAGUUGUCCUCGCCGCACCGGGUGACUGGACGCUGUUUUUGGACCAGAAGACGAGUGAUUUCCUGAUGGAGUUCCUUCAAGGCUGGUGGGUGGGAGACGUGUGCCUGGGAGAGAUGUGGGUGGCGGUAGCUACCGUGGGCGGGAAACUGUGGGCUGAGGUAGCCACCAGUAUGCGCACUUUAUCAAACAAAAAUUCCUCGCCUCUCCACCUGACAGUGCAAGUGCCUCGCCGUCCUUCAGGAGUGGCAGCAGAGUGUGAAGAGCGAACAGACACAAAGAAAAUCAAGUUUUGUGAAGAGUACGAGGGCUAUGGGGACUGGUGUGGCUGCCCAGGCCUGUCUCUUUCCCCUGACCUGGCUCCCCCAAUGGAUGUGAAGGAACAAAUACCAAUUGUUAUCGUCACAGCCAGACACCAAUUUAAAGUUCUUCGUCAGAUUCGGCAGCUGUGGUCUCAAGCAGGUGGAAGUGUCACCCCAAUCCUUCUAUCAGUGGAUGGGAACCAAAAGGAGGCAUUGGAUUUUGCACAGGUGGUGGGUCUGCCUGCAGUAUUCCAUAAUAAUCCAGCUCCCCCUGGCAGCAACAUCAGGAUAAAUGAACACAUUAAAUUCUCCAUCUUUCAAGCCUUUAAGCACUUCUCAUCAGCAGACAAGGUUAUUGUUUUGGAGGAUGAUCUCAUCCUGGCACCAGACUUUAUAAGAUACUUCCAUCAAACAGCACCACUUCUUGAUGCUGAUGACACCAUCUUUUGCAUCAAUGCCUAUAACUACAACAGCUUCACUCCCUUUGCCAUGGACACCUCCAGGCUGUACCGGGAGGACAUCCUGCCUGCCUAUGGGUGGAUGGUGAACAGACGGUGGGCACAGGAGAUCCUUCCUCUCUGGCCCAAACACAGCCAUGCAGUUGACUGGGACUGGUACCUACGAGGCAUGAUCCAGAGCAGCUCUGGGAGAGACAUUGUCACUCCUGAGGUGUCACGGACCAAGCAUGACGGGAAUGGUGGUGUGCAUGUGACAGGCUGGGAGCAGGGUGGCUACUUUGACCGCAGAGCUCUCAACAGCAACCCUCAGGCUGUAGUCAACAUAUCUUACCUGACAUCUGAAGUCUAUGAGAGAUUCCUGCAACAGGAGCUAAGCACAGCCACACUCCUGCAGAUCACUACACAUCCUUGUGUCAAGCAGUACAUCCCACAGACCAAGGUGGGCAGCUUUCUGAUCUACUACUAUGGGCAAACAGAAAAAGAUGAUCUGCUCAGCUAUUUUACUCUGGUUGGGUGUUUCGGGGGAUACGAGAAGGGACGCAUGGAGCACCACCAUCUCAUGCACACCAUUGGAUACUAUGGCAAUGCUGUCUAUCUGGUGGCCUGCCCUGGUUCGGCAUACUGUACAGUGAAGGCAGAGGACUACCCAAGACUGGUAUACACAGCCUCCCUGAAGGACGUGGAGCAGACCCGCCGCCACAUUGAUGACAUCAUGCAACACGUACACGUCCCAAACAUCAAGAGAAGAGUGCCACCAUUUGAACCACUGGAGGAAUUCGCUAUGGAAAAUUAUAUUUUUAUCAACACAACAUUCACUUACAGGGAAAUUACUAGCUAACACUGCUGAAAUUAAACUAAUACCUGUCUUUUCAACAUUAUCACUGCUAAAAAGCCAAGAAAUGUCAGACAAGCUGCUCAUAACUACAUAGUUUAACAAGCUGGUGCCAUCAG